AUGCGUGUGAGAGCAGCCCUUGUGAGCAAGGUUCCUGCCUGGAGUGUAAACUGUGGGAAUCCUGGGCCUAUCACCAACGGAACUGUGAGUGGCAGCGGUUACCGGUAUGGCGACUAUGUGUACUUCAGUUGCAACACGCACUACGUUCUUGUGGGCCAACCUUCAGCACGUUGCCAGGCAAAUGGACAAUGGUCGGCAUCGAAACCACAAUGUCUCUUUGGCAACACUUGUCACAGCAACCCAUGUCAAAAUGGAGCUACAUGCAUCAAUGGAGUGGAGCAGCAUGAAUGCGCCUGUAUGGAAGGGUGGUCGGGGGAAAGAUGUGAAACAGACAUAUCACCGCCGCUUGUCGACUUUUGUCCACCUGACCAAAACAUAACGACAGUUGACAACAGAGAAACAGUGAGCUGGCAACUCCCCACCUUUAGUGACUUUAGGAACGACACGUUCCAUGUAACAUCGAACUAUCCCAACAACAUCAACACAGAGACCUUUCCAUGGGGACAGCACACUAUCCAGUAUACUGCCACCAAGCCUUCCAACGGUCUAAGGUCUUCUUGUGAGUUUGCAAUAAGAGUAUAUCCUCGUCCUUGCCCCGCAUUGGACCCCCCAGCCCAUGGGGCCCUAGCUUGCAAUGGGUGGAUCACGCGGCUGGGUCGUAUGUGCAAAACCUUCUGUCAACAAGGAUGGACUCUACCCAGGGGUCUAGAGGACAAGUUGGAUCAGCUGUACGUGUGUGGUGCCCACGGGGCAUGGCUCCCUGCAGCUACAAUACCGUGUUCAGAUCGAAGUUCAGAAGUUGACGAGGUCACUGGUAGUACUGGAUUCUUCCCCGGCAACUGCACCAGUAUUGAUGCUAUAAAUAGUAUCAAAACUCAAUACCUAGCAGAGUUACGGAAUUCAUCUUUUUCCACAAUUUGUACGUCUUAUCAUGACUUGUGUUUGAAAGAUAAUGUAGAGGUCACUUGCGGUGACAACUGACUAAAGUUAAAAUGUUUUAUAUCAUACGACAUAUGGUGUAUG
Molecule: messenger RNA, 1023 nt
Organism: Branchiostoma floridae (Florida lancelet)
Lineage: Eukaryota; Metazoa; Chordata; Leptocardii; Amphioxiformes; Branchiostomatidae
Product: sushi, nidogen and EGF-like domain-containing protein 1
Exons: 6
Coding region: 1-981 (326 amino acids)
Biological process (GO): establishment or maintenance of epithelial cell apical/basal polarity; heterophilic cell-cell adhesion
Cellular component (GO): plasma membrane; protein-containing complex
Molecular function (GO): calcium ion binding
Source: RefSeq, a predicted model, not a curated record